Molecule: messenger RNA, 3434 nt
Organism: Gymnodraco acuticeps
Lineage: Eukaryota; Metazoa; Chordata; Actinopteri; Perciformes; Bathydraconidae
Gene: cntn2
Product: contactin 2
Exons: 23
Coding region: 309-3434 (1041 amino acids)
Biological process (GO): cell-cell adhesion; brain development
Molecular function (GO): cell-cell adhesion mediator activity
Source: RefSeq, a predicted model, not a curated record
UGACACUAGCGAAAGGAGACCAGAAGGUGGUCCAAAGAAAGCGAGGAUGAGAGAGAGAGAGAGAUAGAUAGAUAGAGAGAGAGAGAAGGAUCCAGAGAACGGCUGUGAAACGCACGGACUCAGCGAGCAGCACCCCCUCCUCCUGCACACCUCCUCGGCUCCGCAGCGCAGAGAACACGGUCCGCAUCCAGCAAGGAACAGAUUGAACGCCUCCUCUUCCUGUGAGAUCAGGUGGUCAGGUGAUCAGGUUUGAUCCCCUCUGCUCCCGGUCUGUUCUGAUCCUGCAGUAACACAGAGAGAUCCAGAAGAUGGAGCGCGUCCUGUGUCUGCUGCUCCUCAGCUCAGCAGCUCUGAAGGAGGCUGCUGGUGGGGACGUGUGUGUGUCGGGUCACGACAGUGGGCCAGUGUUUGAAGAUCAGCCGAAUGGUUUAAUCUACCCCGAGGGUCUGAGUGAAGGCAAGGUGACCCUCAGCUGUCAGGCCAGAGCCAGCCCAGCUGCCUCCUACAGGUGGCUUGUGAAUGGCACAGAGGUGCCGCUGGGUUUGGACCUGCGUUACAGCCUGGUGGCGGGCAGCCUGGUGAUCAGCAGCCCGGAGUCUGGGCGAGACACCGGCUCCUAUCAGUGUCUGGCCAUCAACCGCUGCGGCACCAUCAUCAGCCGGGCAGCUAACCUCAAGUUUGGCUACCUCCAUGACUUCCCUCCGGACAGCAGGAGUCCUCAGACAGCGUAUGAAGGAGUAGGAACCUUCCUGGCCUGCCAGCCCCCGACACAUUACCCAGCUCUGUCCUACCGCUGGUUAAUCAACGAGUUUCCCAACUUCAUCAAGAAGGACGACGGCCGCUGGUUUGUGUCGCAGGUCACAGGAAACCUGUACCUGGCUAAAGCAGAGCCCAACGACACCGGGAACUACUUCUGCUUCACCACCAUCAACAUGGACAUCAGCACCAAGAGCACCUUCAGCAAGGCCAACCUGCUCACCGUGCUGCCAGACGCCACUCCCAGGAAGUCAGCUCCGAUCAUCAAGGUGCGCUUCCCUGCAGAGACCUACGCCCUGGCAGGACACACCACGCAGCUAGAAUGCUACGCCUACGGAAAUCCGGUCCCUAAACUGCGCUGGAGGAAGGUUGACGGUUUGAUGCCGUCCAAGGCAGGCUCCAGUGUGGAGGGCCCCGCCCUCAUCCUGCCAGAUCUAUCCUUCGAUGAUGAAGGUGUUUACGAGUGUGAAGCCUACAACUCAGAGGGAAGAGACAUGUACCAGGGACGCAUCAAUGUGCAGGCCCAGCCGGACUGGUUGCAGGUGAUGAUCGACUCGGAGGUGGAGAUCAGCUCGGAGCUCCUGUGGAGUUGUGUUGCUUCGGGUAAACCACGACCCUCCAUACGCUGGCUCCGCAACGCACUGCCACUCAGCACACAGGACCGGGUAGAGGUGAACGGGGCUCGUCUGAAGAUCAGUAACCUGGCCCUGGAGGAUUCUGGGAUGUAUCAGUGUGUGGCUGAGAACAAACAUGGCACCAUCUACUCUACUGCUGAGCUCAGGGUUCAGGUUCAGGCCCCAGACUUCAGGUUGAACCCAGUGAGGAGACUGAUCCCAGCAGCCAGGGGGGGGCAGGUGAUGAUGGAGUGUCGCCCCCGAGCCGCCCCCAAACCCAGCCUGUUCUGGAGCCGAGGGACGGAGCUGCUGAUCAACAGCAGCAGAGUCACAGUCACUCCAGACGGCAUCUUAUGGAUCCACAACAUCAGCAGGGCAGACGAAGGGAAAUACACCUGCUUUGCUGAAAACUACCUGGGCAAAGCCAACAGCACCGGACACCUGUCUGUCAGAGAUGCCACUAAGAUCACGCUGGCCCCCUCCAACGCUGACAUCAACCAAGGGGACAACGUGACGCUGCAGUGCCACGCCUCCCACGACCCCACCAUGGACCUGACCUUCACCUGGGCCCUCAACGGGGGCCUGCUGGACCUGGAGGACUCGGCCGGGCCCUACAGCAGGGUGGAGGGGAAAGAGAACAUAGGAGACCUGCUGAUAGUGAACACUCAGCUGAGUCAGGCAGGGAUGUACGCGUGCACGUCUCAGACGGUGGUGGACAGCGCUUCAGCUGCAGCCAAACUGGUGGUGCGAGGCCCCCCGGGACCCCCUGGUGGUUUGUUGGUGAAGAACGUGGCCGAGGCUUCAGUGGAGCUCAGGUGGAGUCGUGGCUACGAUAACCACAGUCCCAUCGGAAAAUACAUCAUCAUGGGCCGGUCCUCACUGUCAUCAGAGUGGAAGAAGAUGAGGACAGACCCGGUGAACAUCGAGGGGAACGCAGAGUCGGCUCGUGUGAUUGGUCUGAUGGCCUGGAUGGAUUAUGAGUUCAAGGUCAUCGCCAGCAACAUCCUGGGCAGCGGAGAGGCCAGCGUGCCCUCACACACCAUCCGCACCCAGCAAACAGCUCCCACAGUGGCCCCUAGUGGUCUUGGAGGAGGAGGAGGAGACCGCAGUGAACUCAUUGUGACCUGGACGCCCAUGGCCAGAGAGUACCAGAACGGGGACGGCUUUGGCUACAUCCUGGAAUUCAGGAGGAAAGACACGGCGGCCUGGACAGCGGUGCGUGUUCCUCACGUGGAGUCCUCCCGAUACGUUUACUACAACGACAGCCUGACGCCGUACACCCCCUUCGAGGUGAAGGUCAAGGCGUAUAACCGCAGAGGAGAGGGUCCCUUCAGCCAGAUCGCGGUGGUCAACUCUGCAGAGGAGGAGCCCACAGUGGGGCCAGCCAACAUCAACGCCUCGGCUCUGACUGCUUUUGAGAUCCGGGUCUCCUGGGACCCCGUCCAGACGCUCAGCACCACCGGCAUCCUGCGAGGAUACGAGAUCCGGUACUGGCGGCAGCAUGAGCGUGAGGCGGCCGCUGACCGGGUGAGGACCGCAGGACUGGAGACCACCGCCCGAGUGCCCGGACUGAGACCCAGCACCCGUUACCACGUGGCCGUUCUGGCCUACAACAGUGCCGGCACAGGCCCAGCAUCGCCCCGCACCACCGUCACCACCAGGAAACCACCUCCUAAUCGUCGUCCAGGCAACGUGUCAUGGAAGACUGACAGCUCGUCUGUAACGCUGAGGUGGGAUCAUGUGAAGGCCAUGCACAAUGAGUCAGCUGUGCUGGGCUACAAAGUUCUGUACAAACAUGAGGGCCAGACCUCUCUGAAGGUUCUGGACCAGAGCAAGACCUCCGUGAACCUGCCGCUGUCCGAAGACGACGGCGGCUACGUGGUGCUGGAGAUCCGGUCCUGGGGGGAAGGGGGGGACGGCCCUGCACAUGAGAUUAUCGUGUCCCGGGACUCAGGAACUGGUAUGAUGGUGCAGAACGAUGCCCCCCCCACCCUGCCCCGUCUCCCUCUCCUCCUGCUCAGCGGCUCGGUUCUUCUCACUCUUGUGUCGUUGUCCGGCCUGUGA